Molecule: messenger RNA, 1428 nt
Organism: Cyphellophora europaea CBS 101466
Lineage: Eukaryota; Fungi; Ascomycota; Eurotiomycetes; Chaetothyriales; Cyphellophoraceae
Exons: 1
Coding region: 1-1428 (475 amino acids)
Cellular component (GO): ribonucleoprotein complex; cytosol
Molecular function (GO): mRNA binding
Source: RefSeq, a predicted model, not a curated record
AUGGGGCUGCGCGCGUCGCCUAGCGACGAUGUCUUCAGAACUCCUCGUCGGGUCGAUACGCCGAUCCCUGGCGAGGUUGCGAUCCGUUACUCGUCCCCUCCAAGAUUCAUGAUCUCCGCCACCAGCGAAGUCGAGCACCAGCCACGCUUAGACCGUGGUACAGAGAUCGACCCCUCCAAUGCGCAAGGAAAACUGCCUCCGGAUGCGGCUAUCUUCGCUGCCAACCUUAUCGACGAGAUGGCCGACGACCAGCUACAGCACGCCCUCCACCAGGCUUUCGACAUCUUCGGCAAAUGUUACAUCCAGGUAAAGCGAGAUCGUUCCGGCCACCCAUUCGCUAUCAUCCAGUACGAGACUGUUGCUUCUGCCAGCCAAGCUCUCCGAGAUGGUUGCAAGACCAUUAUCAAUGGCCGCGAAGUUCGUCUUGAGAAAGCUCGUGUUGACCGAGCUGUCAUUAUCACGCAUCUCUCAAGAGGCAGUCCAGUUCUUGAGCCCGAGGCUAGAAACCUUCUCAGUCAAUUUGGCGAGAUCGAGCUGAUUGUCUCUACUGAUCUCAUUCGUGGCCGCCCAAACAGCCUCCUCAAAGGUCAGUACGUCCGCUUCGUCUACUGGCUUGAUUGUCGUGAUGCUCUACGAGGUUUCCAUCACAUCACGGAUCAGUACCGUCUCCAACUGGCCACCGGCGUCGAGCCUCGCUCCCGCAUCACCUCUGAGAACGGAACCACCAUUGUCACCGGCCUUGGCCGUGCUAGAACCAACAUCGACGCUAAGUCUAUCUUCGUGGGUGCACUGCCAGAGGAUGUCUCAAAGACUGAAGUCUUCGAUACCUUCUCCCAGUUCGGUGAGAUCUUCGAGUUAAACAUCGUCCGAAAGCGCUACGAGGGCAGCAUGAACUGCUUCAGUUUCAUCGAGUUCAACACUCCGUUCGAAGCCGACAACGCAAUCACGUCCGACGUCUGGAUUCGAGGCCAGAAGCUUCGCAUUGAACCCAAGGAGUACUCGACUCGCCGCGGCCACCGCAACCCUCAAGGCUACCCUCCCUACCAAUCCCGUAACUACCAGCCUCGUCCCCGUCAACCCGACCCCUCCUAUGCGCAGAGCCCAGCUCGCAUCUCGCCAGCCGCAAACGCGGCCCUUCAAGAGCGUCUCGCCCAGAACAACCUGGCCAACAACACCAUCGUCGGCAGCUACGGCAACCGUGCUCCGAACAUCUACACUCCUCCUCACCUGCGGGGAAAUGGCCCCAACCCCUACUCUCCCGGCGACCGCUUCACCCCCCAAUCGUAUCGCACCGGCAGUAUUUCCUACCCAACCUCUCCCACUCCUCGCUCUGGCCCUGCCUACGAAGCAAGCGGUCAGAUGGGCGAGUUCUCCUACGGCCACGGCCGUAACCCCUACGGCACUCCCGACAAGAGCGGUGGCGCUUGA